Messenger RNA from Thelazia callipaeda (thelaziosis nematode), 543 nucleotides. The record is from the annotation of a GenBank genome assembly. Lineage: Eukaryota; Metazoa; Nematoda; Chromadorea; Rhabditida; Thelaziidae.
AUGAAUGUAGAAAAAAUAAAAAAGUUGCAGCAGAAUGCAGCCCAAGUUCGGACAGGCGGUAAAGGUACAGCGCGUAGGAAGAAGAAGGUUGUGCACAAAACUGCUGCCACUGAUGAUAAAAAGCUUCAAAGUAAUCUUAAAAAAUUAUCAGUCACAAAUAUCCCUGGCAUUGAAGAAGUUAAUAUGAUUAAAGAUGACGGUACGGUAAUACAUUUCAAUAAUCCUAAAGUUCAAGCCUCUGUACCAGCAAAUACCUUCUCAGUGACAGGAAGUGCAGAAAAUAAACAAAUAACUGAGAUGUUACCUGGAAUUCUCAACCAGUUGGGAGCAGAAUCGCUUACACAUUUAAAAAAAUUGGCAAAUAAUGUUACAAGCCAGUUUAAAUCGAAUGAUGAUGAUGAUGUACCAGAUCUGGUUGGAGAUUUUGAUGAGGCAUCGAAAAAUGAAGCAAAGGUUGGGGAUUGUAAACAUGAUCAUGAGCACGAACAUGGGAAAAGUUUUUAUCAGGAAGGCGGAGAAUUGGAAACUAAAUUAGCUGCUUAA